Molecule: messenger RNA, 909 nt
Organism: Pungitius pungitius (ninespine stickleback)
Lineage: Eukaryota; Metazoa; Chordata; Actinopteri; Perciformes; Gasterosteidae
Product: chymotrypsin-like elastase family member 3B
Exons: 7
Coding region: 57-845 (262 amino acids)
Biological process (GO): proteolysis
Molecular function (GO): serine-type endopeptidase activity
Source: RefSeq, a predicted model, not a curated record
UGUCUGGACAUAAAUAGCUCUGCAUGAUAAAACCAGUUAGUUUGGACGAUUGAGAGAUGGAAGUCACGCUCGUCCUCCUCGUGGUUGUUACAGCCGUGUCUGGCUGUGGCGUUCCCGCCUAUCAGCCCAACACCAGCCGCGUGGUGGAAGGCGAGGAGGCCCGUCCCUACAGCUGGCCGUGGCAGGUGUCUCUGGAGUCUUUCUUCCCCACUUGUGGAGGAACUCUCGUUGCUCCUAACUGGGUCUUGACUGCUGCUCACUGCAUCACAUUCCACACCUACAGGGUCGUCCUUGCAGAGCACAACAUGGACAAAGAGGAGGGACCGGAACAGUUCAUUAUGGUGGACAAAAUGUUCAUCCAUCCCAAAUGGAACGACGACUGUGUGUCCUGUGGGAACGACGUCGCGCUGCUCAAACUGGAGAAAAAGGCCGUCGUCAACGACAAAGUGGAGCCGGCCUGCCUGCCUCGGCGCGACGCCGCUCUCGCCCACAACCAGCCCUGCUACGUCACAGGCUGGGGUCGACUCUACUCCGGGGGCCCCCGUGCGGCUGCGCUGCAGCAGGCCCUCCUCCCCGUGGUGGAUCACGCCACCUGCAGUCACAGCGACUGGUGGGGGGCCUCGGCGAAGACCACCAUGGUCUGCGCGGGAGGAGGGAGCAAGUCGGCGUGCCACGGCGACUCCGGAGGCCCCCUGAGCUGCCGGGGCGGAGACGGGAGGUGGUACGUGGAAGGCGUGACCAGCUUUGUGGACGGACGGGGCUGCAACACCGCCCGGAGGCCCACGGUCUUCACCCGAGUGGCCUCUUUCAUCCCCUGGAUCAGUGAGACUAUGGCCCAAAACUGAAGAGGUUUCCGAAAACCAAAGAAGUGAUUGGACAAUAAACUGCAUGAUGUCAACUCGACACUUC